AUGCGUAUUUUUGCUGCCAAAAAGAAAACCGACACUCCCACUGGCUCACCCGUAGCCUCCUCUCCUAUCUCUUCCGGAUCCUUUACAAGAAAUUCACCUGGAUCCUCCUAUGCGUAUCCUCCAACCAUGUCUCCUGUGAGUUCUAAAUCAGAACCAUCAAGCCCAUCGAGUCCCGGAGGUUAUUUUAAUGGUUCUCUUCAACCAUUUGAUAUUUAUAGUGAAUAUAAUGAUAAGGUGUGGAAGGAAGGAUUUUUGAUAAAGGAAGGAAGACUUGUGAAGAGUUGGAAGAAGCGUUAUUUCCAAAUCAAAGGUUCCGUAUUGACCUACUUCAAAAGUGCCAAAAAGAAUGAGAGUGACGUUAAGGGACGAAUGGAUUUGAAAGGAGCUCAAGUGUACUAUCUUGGAGAUGUCUCUUCCUAUGAUAGCUUUUUCCAAACGAUGAGAUUUAACACUGUAUUAGAAAAUGAGGAAAUUGAUAGUGACGAUGAAGAGGAAGCACCCAAUGCCAACAACUCGAGCUUUAAUUCUUCAAAUGCCAAUAACACAACAGGAAACAAUGCAGUUGCUAUUCAAAGAAAAUUAGAAAGUAAUGCAUACAAGUACAAGUUUUGUGUAAUUGCUGCAGAUCGUGAAUUGUUUAUGGCUGCAGCAAGUAUUCAAGAUGCCAAAGAUUGGGUGAAGAGAAUUAGAGCUUGUAUCUUUGUUGAAGAUUACUUUGUGGAUUGUAAAAGUUGUGGUGUGGAAAGACCUCUCCUGUCAGUGGUCAUGUUAUUGACAUCUGUUGCUUCUAUGGACGCCACUGAAGAAGAGAAAAAGAGUGCCCAACUUAUGGGAGCAGUGGAUGAUUCGAGGCACUCAGAUAUUGAAACACUUGUGUUACAACAUGAAGAUCCAUUCACAAUUUCUGAUCUAAAGGCCUUAACCACAACUUGUAUUCAAAGUACUAGGGUUAAUUUAAAGAGUUUAUCCAUCACACAUUGUGGAAUUGGUGACGAACAUUUGAGAUUAUUAGCUCACGGAAUGGCUGAUAACCAAACCAUUACAACAUUGGAUUUGUCUCAUAACUUCAUUUCGGAUUUUGGUAUUUGCGAUUUAAUUGAUGGUCUCUUUUUAAACGUCACACUCAAAAGACUUUCAUUUUCACACAAUUCCAUUGGAGAUGUUGGAUGUGUGUAUUUGAGUGAUUUACUUUUAGGAAAUGUCAGUAUCAAGAAGCUCGAUAUUUCAUAUAACAGAAUUGGUGCCAAUGGUGCGAAAAGUCUGAGUAAGGCGCUCAUCAGCAAUACCUUAUUAAGAGUGCUUGAUUUGGGUCACAACAAUAUUGGAAAUGAAGGUUGCUCCUCAUUGGCUGAAGGUCUCAAACAAAACAAAACUCUCGAAACUUUGGACCUUUCUUUUAAUUCGAUUGGAAGCGAUGGAUUAACACGACUAUGCAAUGAAGGAAUUAUUUACAACAGAGGAUUGAAAGAUUUGAGUCUACAUGGAAAUGCGUUCGAUAAUGCAGGAGCAAAGAGUUUAGUGAAAGCACUCAUUGAUCACAAGACCUUGAAACGAGUGGAUUGUGGAGAAAAUUCACAAAUUGGAACAGAAGGAAUUAUUACAUUGGCUCAAACUCUGACCACAAAAUAUAUGGUCGGUAAAUUAGUGAUGAGAAGCAAGAACGUAAAUAAGUAA
Molecule: messenger RNA, 1674 nt
Organism: Naegleria fowleri
Lineage: Eukaryota; Heterolobosea; Eutetramitea; Acrasida; Naegleriidae
Exons: 3
Coding region: 1-1674 (557 amino acids)
Biological process (GO): activation of GTPase activity; nucleocytoplasmic transport
Cellular component (GO): cytosol; nucleus; perinuclear region of cytoplasm
Molecular function (GO): GTPase activator activity; small GTPase binding
Source: RefSeq, a predicted model, not a curated record